Messenger RNA from Sordaria macrospora k-hell, 1560 nucleotides. RefSeq lists its product as uncharacterized. The record is from RefSeq and is a predicted model, not a curated record. Gene Ontology annotation, molecular function: zinc ion binding; nucleic acid binding. NCBI's taxonomy places the organism in Eukaryota, Fungi, Ascomycota, Sordariomycetes, Sordariales, Sordariaceae.
AUGGAUGCAAAUUCAUUUCUAUCGCCGGUGUCUGCGUUGGACCACCACGUCGUGGAUAACAUGUUCAACGAGCUGGUGGCGAUGGGCCCCGUAGACGGACACUCAUCAAUGGCGACGUAUACCAGCGUCUUGCAAUCGCCAAAGCCCCACGAUGAGCUUAACCGCCACUGGUUCGUCGACUUCAAGAUUGCGGUAACCCACUUCGGUGUGAAACUGCCAGACCCUCUCCAAUCCCCCGUUGGCGACGGUGUAACCCUUGCGCAGGCCACUGCCGCAAGCAAGAUCCACGAAGGCUACCUCGAGGGGGAGGGAUUCAAUGCACCGGGCGGGCCCCAUUUUGUCGAUGCCACGAGCACCAACAUUGGCCAACCGUCGAGAGAGGAGAAUGAGCGUCCAAACUCCGACAUCGCUGCAACGGAGGAGGCGCAUCCAAUGUUGACGGCACAGCCAAUUCUUGGAUUGGACAUAUGGAGCCUCGACGCUACUAUCACAAACGUGAAAAACGCCGGCCUCGACGAGCCGUUGAAAGAGGAAAGAGGGCCGGCUCCUCUCAGACUUCCUACACACCCAGCCUCAACUGUUGAACCAGACCGUGCCGUACGCGGGACCAGCCGUGGUAGGAACAUCAAAAGGAAUGGUGUCGGCGCUACUGUUACGAUCGCUAAUAUUGGCCAGCUGUCGAGAGUUCAACAAGGCCAGGCUUCAACGAAGCGUAGCCUCGACACAACCGACGUCAGAAAGUUGGCCCCGCAAUCAAAAAAGCAACAGCAAGGUUUCCUUUUGAGAGUUCCGACAUCCGUGCUUGAGGAGGAGUAUCUACCCUCCCAGGCAAGACAACAGUCCCAGACCCCGACUGUAGCUCCUGUACCGCAAACCCCCGCCCAAGCCAAAACGAGACCCGAGUUUGUUGACAAAUUUUGCGGCAACAAGGACUGUGGAAAGCCCGGCCACGAGCUGGCCGACUGCUUUGGGCCGCCGUCCAAUAUGGGCGAUAUUGAUGGCUGCCCUUUCUGCAACACCCAAGAGCACGUACUCGACAAUUGCCCGCUUCUCCCUACCGUUACAAAGGAUCAACUCUUUGACGUCUUGGUCACGCGCCGGGCAAACCUACCGCUGAUCCGGACUGCCAUCUCCUUUCUCAACCUGGCAGCUUUCACCAAGAAGCUUGAUCUGCUAGCCAAGACCAUGCCACUUCAGAGACGCACGGCCAGAUGGGCCUACACCGAGCUUAAGCCAAUUCUCAUGGGAAAGCUGUACGAGAACUGGGAGACACUCGUCAGCGGCACUACGAGACUUGACAGGGACAUCAAGUCUGUACCGGAUAGUAUAACCGUCUUCAAAAGGAGAUGGACGCAUGAGCUGGUGCCGUAUAACCCGGUUUAUUUUGCCGCUGGGAUCAACUGCCAAUAUGGGCCCAAGGAAGACUUAACCAUUGUCCAAGAAAGACACCGAGAUAUGGUUCAGGAGCGCCUCUUUUGUUUCCUGAAGGAGCGUUAUGAGGCCCAGCCCAGCAACAGCAGCGAGAAGGAGGGCGUUCGGGAGCAGGAGAAGGGGAAGUAA